AUGAUUAAUCAAAGAAGGCCGAGGUUUGCCGCAACACCCUUCAAUACAAUGGCGGCGCGCGGCGGAUGCGUCAUUCUAUUGGUCUUUUUUGUCAUAUUCGUUCUCAUCUCGCAAACUUCAAAUAAGGCAAUCACCGCGAAUCCAGUGGAAAGUCAAGUCGAGGAAAUGCCCGAAGUUGUCCCAAAAAGUGAAGACAACGCGAUGGCCGAAAUGAUGGAGAAGAUCAAAAUGCUUGAGGAUGAGAUUGCGUCGCUUCGGAAUCGAAUUGACGAGAAUGACCAUUCCGAGCAGGUCAUUGGUGCUCCGCUUCCAACAACAAAGACUUUUCCAUCGGUUAGGUAUCGAAAUGAGGAAACGAGAAAGAGGAUUCUGAUCACCGGCGGCGCGGGAUUCGUUGGCUCACAUCUUGUAGAUAAGCUUAUGCUUGAUGGGCACGAGGUAAUUGCUCUCGAUAAUUACUUCACUGGCCGGAAGAAGAAUAUCGAGCAUUGGAUCGGUCACCCAAAUUUUGAAAUGGUCCAUCAUGAUGUGGUGAACCCCUAUUUUGUCGAAGUUGAUCAAAUCUAUCAUUUGGCGUCACCGGCGUCCCCACCUCAUUAUAUGUACAAUCCAGUCAAGACCAUCAAGACAAAUACUCUUGGGACCAUUAACAUGCUAGGAUUGGCCAAAAGAGUCAAGGCUACAGUACUCCUCGCCUCGACAUCAGAAGUCUAUGGUGAUCCGGAUGUCCAUCCGCAACCCGAAGUCUAUUGGGGCCAUGUGAACACGAUUGGACCUCGAAGUUGCUAUGACGAGGGCAAACGAGUCGCCGAGGCUCUUAUGGUGGCUUAUAACAAACAGGAGAAUGUGCAGAUCAGAAUUGCGCGGAUAUUCAACACGUUCGGCCCACGAAUGCAUAUGAAUGAUGGACGAGUGGUGUCGAAUUUUAUAAUUCAAGCGUUGCAGGAUAAAUCGAUAACGAUUUAUGGGAACGGAACGCAGACGAGAUCGUUUCAGUACGUCACAGAUCUUGUCGAUGGCCUCAUCGCGCUUAUGAAUAGCAACUACUCGCUUCCGGUGAACAUUGGCAAUCCGGAAGAGCACACGAUCGCCGAAUUUGCAAGAAUCAUUCGCGACUUGGUGCCGGGAUCGACUAGUCAAAUCGUCAAUAUGCGAUCGCAACAGGAUGAUCCGCAACAACGAAGGCCGGACAUCACAAGAGCCGCGAAUGAGAUCGGAUGGAAGCCAAAGGUUCUGAUGCAUGAUGGAUUGAUGAAGACUAUUGAUUACUUCCGGGCCGAGAUUGAGAGGAACAAAAAGGGCGGCAAGGCGGUGCCGGAGGCGAUUCCGAUCGAUCGUCUUGGCGGAUUUGAAACUAUGGAUAGCGAUGAUGGUGAUGGAAGCUUCUAUAAACCGAUUCCGAGCGCUGUACCUUUAAUCCGCCAAUCGCAAACGGUAAAAGUUGAGCCAGUCGAUGUUGCUGAUGACGAUGACGCGAAAUCGGAUGACUCGUUUGAAAAUUUUCGAGGGGACCCAAUUGCGCCGAGUCAGCAGCAAAUUGCGAAACCGACGAUUCCCGACACGCAAAUGAACACCGUCAUCUCACAACAGUCGCGAUGCUCACAAAUUGAGAACUCGAAACCGAACGGCUUUAAUUCAACCCAGGCUUUAAAAGCCGCGAGACCGUCGCCUAUUAAUAAUGCCACACUGAACAGCUCGUUUUCACGUCAUGAAAGUGACAACUCAUUUUUCCGGUUGGGAGCCCAAAAAGCUCCGAUGAGAACGCCGCCGAACGCUUCACAGCGGCCAUCGACGCCUAGCGGCGAGACGUUGAUGCUUCGAAGUCAACUGGAGAAGGAGAAGAAGGAGAAGGCGAAAAUGACCGCCGAAUGGCAGAAAUCGCUCCGCGAGCUUCAUGAGAAGCAUCAAGCUGAAAUGGCGGCCAAAGAGGAUGAAUAUAAGAAGCUGAUGACGCAGAAUGAGAUGCUGAAGACGAUGGCUUCUUGUCGGAAGUAUGACAAUGAAGUGGCAGCGAACUCGUCGACUAAGGAGACUCCACCUCACGGGGUCCAGAUUAAAAAGGUCCCGGUUAGGAUAGGUGGUCCGUUAUUCAAGCCGGCGACUUCUACACCAAAGUCAAAAGCCGUCGUGGGAACGCCGCGACGAGAUUCGCGACCGAGCGUCUUGCAAUUGUCGGCGUUUCGCCACGAGAAUCGCCUACGGCUUCCUGUCAGAGAAUGCAAGAAUGGCGAAGAGCUGAUGGAAGAGGAUGGUGAUGUAAAUGAUGAAACAUUCCCGUUGGAGACCAGCUUCAUUCCGACGAUGACGUCGACGCCGAGAGCAAACGCGCCGAUCAGAUCGUUCUCGAAACUUCGACGUGGUCUUGACGCGAAUGGCGAGGAUGUUGAGCGAGGAGCGCCGUUGGCGAAACGGCCGGCAAUUCUUAUUGACGAAAGGCCCAGCAAGAAGGAGGAAGAGCCUCGGAUGGAGCGCAAGAAGUUUGGAAAAGUCGAACUCAAAAAUCGACUCGAUUCAAUUAAAUUUGUCAAAGUUCGCAAGAAAGAGCGUGACGAGCCGCCACCCGACGACUGCUCAUUCAUUGAGGGCUGCUCGAGCUGGGUGGAGCAGCACCUCAGCGUUCAACUCGAGAAUGUCCAGUUGAAGAAGCGACGGCAGGCGUUGUCGGCGAUCACGCGAACCAAACUGAAAGAGUUGAUCGUGAAAUCGGAGCGCGUCGACGAUUCGUCGAAAUUGUGCCGAAAGUGUGGUCUCGCGACGAUUGUCGCAAAUGGUGAAAAAUCGAAGAAGGAGUGGAUGCUGAAGGAGGAGGAUCGAAUACGACGAGCUCGAAAAGAAGCUGAAUCACAAUUGAUUCUUACGUACACAUCAGCGUUGAACAAUGUGAAUCGGAAGGGGUUUGAAAGUUUGGAAGCUAGCGAGAAGCAAAUCAAAGAAAUGGAAUUGGAGUUUAAGAAAAAGUGUGAAGAAAUUGAAAUGAAAAAUUUGGAAUGUUUAAGAAAAGAAGUGAUAAGUGAUUGGAAGCGCUCAUAUUUGGAUGCUUUGGAGGAAUUUGGCGAGCUCAAUGCGAAUUUAUACGAGCUGCCGAAAAAUUCGAAAUAUGGUGAAGCUUCAUCGCGCGCUCUCACAUCAACAAUUCUUCUAGAUGACUGUAUUUGGACGUCGGAUUCGGAUGAUGACGAUCAACCGCCGAACAAUGACUACGACUACGGUGUGCUUUGCAAAUUGUGCGCGAAUCGGCAAAAGUUUGAGCGACGAAUUGCGAAGCGCGAAAACGUGCGAAUGCGAUUGAGAAUUGAAUGUUUUGAUGAGUUUGGGAAAGAGCAGCGCGAAAAAUUAAGGAAUAUGUCAAUAUUGACAAAGAGCAAAAUCGAAGAAGCCGAUGAUGAGCUGAAAAUGCAAGUGCGCGAAUUGAUGGGCGAUGAUGAUUCGGAUGAGAAUGAUGUUGAUUCGUUUUAG
This is a messenger RNA of Caenorhabditis bovis, 3456 nucleotides long. Lineage: Eukaryota; Metazoa; Nematoda; Chromadorea; Rhabditida; Rhabditidae. The record is from the annotation of a GenBank genome assembly.